AUGGGAAAGAAUAAGAAACGAGUCUGUUAUCACUGUGGUCUGCCCAAUCAUCGUGCCAAGGAUUGUCCACAAGCGACAUGUCGUCUAUGUGGUGAAACGGGACACGAUGUGGGAGCUUGUCCACAGAAGCCUCUUGACCCCGUCGAUUUGGGCUCGUUUCUUAUUCCUCCAGCAAGUCAUUCCAAUGAUAAUAACGAGCGCAACUUUACCUACAUUGAACUCUUUGCGGGCAUUGGUGGUUUUCGAAUCGCCUUGGAUCGAUUGGGUGGUCAGUGUGUCUUCAGCAGUGAAGUGGAUCGAUUUGCUCGCGCUUCGUAUGAGAAAAACCACGGCGAUCGACCAGCCGGAGACAUUACGAGGAUUCCCGAACAAGACAUCCCAUCCCAUGACAUGCUAGUGGGUGGAUUCCCUUGUCAAAGUUUUAGUUUUUCAGGAGAACGAAAAGGAUUUGAUGAUCAUCGUGGCGUCCUCUUUUUGGAGAUUGUACGAAUUCUGAAGAAACAUCAGCCCAGGGUGAUUCUGCUGGAAAACGUCCGUGGACUAUUGACUCAUGAGGAUGGCAAAACCUUGCAAGUGAUUAUCUCUCAUCUUGAUCAAGUUGGCUACAAUGUCAAGCAUAAGCUACUGGAUGCUGUCUACCUGGUACCUCAGGAACGAAAACGAAUCUACAUGGUCGGCAUUCGAAAGGAUUUGGUGACUGCCACUGAUGCAUCAUCCGAUUACGAGUUUCCAGACAUUCCAAAUCUCAAGCGUGGCUUUCAGGAUAUACUGCAAACGAAUAUGGAACCAAGUAUGCUUGAAAAUUUACGACUCUCGGACCACCAAUUGCAAAAAGUCCGCAAUCAAAAGUACACGCAACAAUUUCCAGAAGCUCGUUUCUUAUCCGACUUUUUGCGGCCAACAAAGACACUACAGUCCAGUUAUGCAAGCUACAUGGUAGGAUCUCAAUUUAUCAAACUUUCGUUGGAGGAUAAUGAUUCUUGUUGGCGGAAACUGUCACCACGAGAGGCGGCACGAUUGCAAGGAUUUCCAGAUUCCUUUGAGUUGUGUCCAAGCCGUCCGUAUCAUUUGCUGGGGAAUGCAGUGGUACCGAGUAUGAUUAGUCUCAUUGCGGCAGGCCUUUUGCCGUUUUUGGAUGAUACAAUGAUGAAAACAAAAGAAUCCACAGCUACUAUAGGCUGGAGAAUAGCCUCCGAAUUACUUUUGGAAGCUUGCCCUGAGGACCGCAAAAGUGCACUUCGACUUUUGUUGGACGAAAGAGGGCAUGAUAUGAUUAAUAUCUGA
This is a messenger RNA of Cylindrotheca closterium, 1284 nucleotides long. NCBI's taxonomy places the organism in Eukaryota, Bacillariophyta, Bacillariophyceae, Bacillariales, Bacillariaceae. The record is from the annotation of a GenBank genome assembly.